This is a messenger RNA of Drosophila innubila, 2373 nucleotides long. It is a transcript of the gene EndoB, whose product is annotated as endophilin-B1. Gene Ontology annotation, biological process: membrane organization. The record is from RefSeq and is a predicted model, not a curated record. The transcript has 7 exons. NCBI's taxonomy places the organism in Eukaryota, Metazoa, Arthropoda, Insecta, Diptera, Drosophilidae. Gene Ontology annotation, cellular component: membrane; cytoplasm. Gene Ontology annotation, molecular function: protein binding. Bases 126 to 1304 code for a protein of 392 amino acids.
AAAUUUUAACUGGUUGGGCAACGCUCCGACAACUGCAAAUUAAAAAAAAAGAACUUUGAUAUAAAUACAAACAAAAAGUGGCUUGCAGGUGAUUAACGUAUUAAAUUUGAAUAAUCCGCAUAAAAAUGAACAUCAAUUUGCCCAACUUCAAUGUGAAGAACCUCGUCAAGGAGGCGGGCAGUACAAUAUCACGAGUGGUGCAGUUAACAGAGGAGAAACUUGGCACCACCGAGCGCACCGAAUAUGAUAUACACUUUCAAAAUCUAGCGGAGCGCGCCGACGUGACCAAAACAUGGACUGAGAAAAUCGUGAAAGACACCGAAUCGGUGUUGAUUCCCAAUCCACAGAAUCGCGUGGAAGACUACAUAUUCGAGAAGAUUGAGAAAUCGAAGCCGAAGCGUCUCAGCAACUUGGAGCAUCUGGCGCUAGACAUGAUCGAAGCUGGCGGAGACUUUGGCCAGGAUAUGCCCUAUGGCCAGGCCCUAAUCAAGGUCGGUCAGGCGGAGCAGAAGCUCGGACAGUGCGAGCACGACUUCAUUGCCACCUCAGGGAUUUGUUUUACGCAACCGUUGCGCAAGUUCCUCGAUGGCGAAAUGAAGACCAUUAGCAAGGAACGCGGCAUCCUGGAGACGAAACGCUUGGAUCUGGAUGCGUGUAAGAAUCGUGUGAAGAAGGCACGCAGCAUGCUCGGCCAGCAGGCGAAAGAUGGCAUAUCGCCAGAAGCUGCCUUGGAACAGGCGGAGCGUGACCUUCGUGUGGCCCAGGCCGAGUUUGAUCGGCAGUCGGAGAUAACGAAGCUGCUGUUAGAUGGCAUCAGCACCUCGCAGGCUUCUCACCUGCGUCAUCUGCACGCCUUCAUUCAGACUCAGGUGCGAUACUAUAAACAGUGCAGCGAUGUCAUGGAUCAACUGCAACGCGAGCUGGCCAACUUGGGAGGCCCAACACCAUAUGCACCACUCGAUCUACAGGAUGCCGGCAAGUCAAAUUCCGCCGGCGGCGGCGUAGGUGGCAAUGGAUCCCGUGGAGCUGGCAACAACAAUAGCAGCGCUGGUCAUGGCCACAAACCAAAUCAAUCCAUGCCAAUUCACGUCAACACGGAUCAAAUGCAACGUGCCCGAGUGCUGUGCUCCUAUGAUGCCAAGGAUCACACAGAAUUGAAUCUAAGCGCAAAUGAGGUCAUCUUUGUCACUGAAUGCUCACCAGUCAACGAGGAUUACAUGUACGGUAAGCAGGGACUGAUGAAGGGCCUGGUGCCCCGUGCAUUUGUAGAAAUGCUUGACGAGGAACAGGACGUCACUCUCUAAGAUAAUCAGAGAGAGGAAGAAAACUAACAAACUUAAAAAAAAAUAUUCGAAAAUUAUUAUAGAAAGAAUACUCAUAACCGUUUAGAUGAAGGCAAUUGGACAAUUACAUAGUUCAUACAUAAUACAUAUGCAAAUGAUGCAAGAAAGUACAAUAAUUUAUCAGAAUAUACAUAUACAAUAUACACCAUAUACAUACCAAUUAUAUUAGCUUAGUCCAUGUCGUUCGAUCAGUGUGCCUCAUGUAUCCCAAGCAUUCCAGCAAAACAUAUGUACAACCUUCUAGCUAGUUCACUUAUCCUUGUUCCUUGCUCAGCUUUUAAAGGCCCAUCACUGGCCAUAUCUAUUUAUAUAUAUAUAUAUAAAUAAUGCGAAUAUCGAGAAGAAUCUCUGCAAUGCAAUUGUUUUUAAAAUUCCUUGAAACUCAAUUACCUUAAUAUAAAUAUUAUCAACAUUUAUUACUUAUAAACUUAUCUUUAUAUAGUGCAAAAAUGUUAACAUAAAUUCCGAAAUUUAUAAUUGUUGCUAAACGUAUUUGAAAUAAGGCUUUUAUUAUUAUUACUAAGCUUCUCAAUCUCACAUUGAACAAAGUAUUAUAUUUUGUGUUAUUUGCAGUUAGUUAAAUUUAAAUCUAUAUUUACGAAAAUGUUAAUUCCAUAUAUUUGUCCAACUACUCGUAUCCAAAAGAUUGCAUUUCGAAUUAGAAACACUUUACUUAAGUUAACCAUUUUUUUAAUAUUCGCCUACACACGUCCAUUGGAAAGAUUUGCAACUCUUAUUUUGUAUUUUUGGUGCAAUUUCCCAAGUCAAUUAAAAAUUGCUUGUAAAAUUUAAGAAAAGACCCAAGAAAAAAAAUAUAUUUAUAUUAAAACACCAAGCAACGCGAAGCCAAGCCAGACUUAGCGCUUAAUCAAAGAAAUUAAAGUAACAAAUUAUUAAACGUACAAUACAAUAACAGUGCAUAGGCGAAAUUAACAACGAUCUUUAGGUUUUCAACAUUGAAAUGCGUUAAAAGACGAUUUUAAAACUAUGUAUCUAAUAUAUAAAUAAAUGAAAUGUUUACAAAAAGCAA